AAAAUAUCCCUGUUUCGCUAAUUGAUUGUGAAUCACGUACCGUAUCCUCAUUCAUAUCACCAAGCUCAACCAUUUUUUUUUGUUUUUGCAAACAAUUGCUUGGAGAACGUUAAAUUGGGCGUAUCGGGCUGUUUUCACCUUAAAUAACAUGGCUGCCGAGAUAAAACCAGCGCAGCGAACCAACAAUGAUCGCUUUAACACCUCCAAAAAGCCAGAAUUGCUGAGUAAGCUGGAAGGCAGCAGCGACGAUGUGAACGCAGCAAUUCUUAUUCCUGGGGAAAACGGCGUAAUUAGCGUUUCAGAUGAUAAGACCGUUCGGGUCUGGCUGAAACGCGACUCCGGACAAUAUUGGCCAAGUAUUUGUCAAUAUAUGCCUUCCGGCUGCACGGCCAUCGAAUAUGUCCCGGAAUCCCGACAUUUGUACGUCGGCCAAGAGAACGGAACAGUAACUCAGUACGCUCUAUCCGAAGACUGCAAUCGCCUGUCCUUCUUGCGGGAUUACUUGUCCCAUCAAGCCAGAGUUGUGGCCGUAGUCUUUUCGAAAACCCACAAGUGGGUUCUUUCUGCCGGCAAAGAUAAACAAUUUGCCUAUCAUUGCACGGAUAGUGGCAAACGAGUGGGCGGAUACAAUUUUGAGACUCCAUGUACGGCACUCCAAUUUGAUGCAUUAGCCAAGUACGCCUUUAUUGGCGAUCACGCUGGACAAAUAACAAUGUUACGAUGUGAUGUGCAAGGAGUUCAACUGAUUACGACUUUCAAAGGACAUUCAGCGGAAAUCCGUUGCUUGAAAUGGGUCGAAGGCCCCCAACUCUUAUUUAGCGGCGCCUGCGAUCAGUCCGUCAUAGUUUGGGAUGUCGGUGGCAAACGUGGGACUAUUUACGAGCUGCAGGGACAUAGCAACAAAGUUUCUGCCCUGGCCUAUGCAAAUCAAACCCAACAACUGAUAAGCUGCGGCGAAGACUCGGUAGUGGUUUUCUGGGAAAUGAAUGCAAUGCGGAAAGAAGUUCCUGGCUGGGUUGAGUCCAACAACUGCCAGCUUUGCUCCAGGCCCUUCUUUUGGAACUUCCGUUCCAUGAUGGAUCAAAAGCAGCUAGGAAUCCGACAGCAUCAUUGUCGCCACUGCGGCAAAGCCGUCUGCGACAACUGUUCAACCAAUCGUAUUAAUAUACCUAUAAUGGGCUUCGAGUUUGAUGUUCGUACCUGUGAUCCGUGCUACAAACAACUUCAGACCGCUGAACGACCCUCACUGGCUUCAUUUAAUGACGUCAAGCACUCGAUUGUCUACAUGGACCUUGACGAGGAUAGGAAGCGCCUGUUGACAGUUGGUCAGGACAGACUCAUCAAGAUCUGGGAUCUUUCCAGCAUCUGGGCAUAAAACAUCCUGUACGCACACGCAUUAAACCCAAGUCGACGUACCAAAGGUAUAAUCAUUCACAAGGAGUUUCGGUCUUAACUGAAAAAUCCAAUAAUGGAACUAUGUGGCUGGCGACAAAAAAUCCAGCCCGUGUUCUCAUAUAUUUUGAUGUAAAGCAAUAAUUAUUGUAAUGUACGUAUGCUUACAUUAAACACAUAAAUACAAGAAUCCAUCGAUAAAAUAA
Messenger RNA from Drosophila eugracilis, 1598 nucleotides. It is a transcript of the gene Wdfy2, whose product is annotated as WD repeat and FYVE domain-containing protein 2. The record is from RefSeq and is a predicted model, not a curated record. Gene Ontology annotation, molecular function: protein binding; metal ion binding. NCBI's taxonomy places the organism in Eukaryota, Metazoa, Arthropoda, Insecta, Diptera, Drosophilidae.